Messenger RNA from Drosophila guanche, 8655 nucleotides. Its product is annotated as histone-lysine N-methyltransferase trr. Gene Ontology annotation, biological process: nervous system development. NCBI's taxonomy places the organism in Eukaryota, Metazoa, Arthropoda, Insecta, Diptera, Drosophilidae. Gene Ontology annotation, cellular component: nBAF complex; nucleus. The record is from RefSeq and is a predicted model, not a curated record. Gene Ontology annotation, molecular function: protein binding. Bases 159 to 7934 code for a protein of 2591 amino acids. The transcript has 7 exons.
CGCGGUCACACUGGAUACAUUGCUACUGCAUACACGAAAAUAAUUUGUCCAAAUAGUGCAUGUUUUGAAACAUUUUCUGUAUGUGUUUAGCACGAAAUUCCAGUUGAUCCAGCAUUUAUUGCUAGCGACUGACUCUGUCCAGUGUCCACUUGUUUGUUAUGAAUAUAUCGAAAGUGACAACAUCGCUUGCUGCUGCGGCUGCUGCCGCCGAAAAGGCAAAACCCGAACGUGUAAUAUCCGCAACCGCAGCGCUAAAUUUUAAUGCAAUCAAUAUACAGAAGCGCACCAGCAUCGACGAUACCGAAGAUCCUAAUCGCAAGAAACUGAAAACCGAAUUUCUGCUUUGCCCGCCAUCCACUAGUUUGCCCGCCAAACAACAACAGCUAAUACAGCAACAGAAACACCACCAGCACCACCGAGAACAGCAGCGUGCUGUCGUCGCAGGAGGGUCCGUGAAAGCAACGUCACUGGCAUUCCAAGUAACAGCUGCGGCUGCAGCCUCAAAACAAACAUCCACUGUCUCCGAGAAGUCUACAGUUGACCAAUACCAGCAGCAACACCAGCAAGUGGAGCAAGGUGACACCGAGGAUGUCUGGGAUCCGCGCGAGGAUCAGAUUAUAGUAUGUAACUUUGCUGCUAACGCUGAAAUGAGUGCCUUAAUCAAGCCUGAAGAAGUGCUCGAGGGUGGCCAAAAGCAAAGUUUCACAAGCUUUACCAAAAAGGAGGCCGUCUGUCCGUCGUCUGCAUCUUCUUCUUCAUCGAUGGCCUCCACUAUUUCGAUCGAGCCGAGUGGAGGAGCCGAGCAUGUCGAGCAAGCCAACAAGACAGUGUUGUCAUCUGCUGCUGUUGAGGAGCUGGACUACGCCCUGUUGCCAUCCUCGGCACCUGAGCAAAAGGUGGUGCCCGAAAACUCAACCAUCGUGUCGGUCUCAGCCGUUAGCGCGGUGACCACAUCUUCAGUCUCCCCUGUCACUGUCACCUCAUCCACAACAUCUACAAUAAUACUGAAUGCGAGCACUACGAACAAUGGAGGCGGAUCGGGACCAGGCGUGGCUGGUAGCACUAUAAUGAACCAGAAGUCCUCACCGGCUAACUACAAUAUAUUCAGUGCGACGACUGCAAGUGGCCAGCAGCAAGUAAGCCACCAGCCCACGUUGCUAAACCGCGUCAAUAUCCAAUCCAAGAUGAAGGGCACCCAGCUGGUGGUUAACACGAAAAAACUGUCCGAGGUCACCCAGACAACGGCCAAGGUCUCCAUAGGUAACAAGACGAUCUCCGUGCCGCUGCUAAUGAGUGCUAGUGGGGCGGCUACAGCUGGUGGCGCCACCAUCGUCGAGAGCAAGCAAAUUAUGCAACCCGGCGGUCAGGUGACCGCCGUGGCUAGCGUUGCCCCCUCCGGGCAACAGAGUUCGGCGCAUCAGCACCAUCCCCAGCACCAGCACCUCAAUUACACAAAGCUGAUCAAGCGCGUGCCUAAAAACCCCACCACGAUCGUUUCGUUCUCGGGCCUUCAGAUCAAGCCGGCCAACACCAAAAUAGUCACCGCCAAGGUGGUCAGCAAGAAAAUGUCCCUGCAGAUCCAGCAGCAACACCAGCUACAGCAGGUCCAGCAUCAGCAGGCGCAACAGCUGGUGAACAGCGCGAGUAUGGCCCCCGCCACGGCUAGCAUUGUGUCGAUAACCACCACGAAUCCCAACCAAACAUUCGCCAUGGUUAAGGAAAAGCUGCACGAAGCCACCGAGAUUAUCGACACGACGCACGAGUCGGGAGUCGGGGUCAACGUCAACUCUAGUCGCAAUCCAACCACCAGACUGGCUGGCCACAAGAUAGCCUACAGUGACAACAUCUUCAACAAGUCGAAAUCGCAGGACUCUGGAGUCGGCGACGAGUUUGGAAACAGCGUCGUGAUAAAGCCCCUGGACAAAGUCAGUCACAACUGCUCGCCCAGCCUUAAUACCUUCAAGCAGCAGCCUGUGCCAGGGGGAGCGGGGGUGGCAGCCGUCGCCCUAAAUCAGACAACUGGUACGGUUCCUGUCACGGUGACUAUGACAUCAUCCGCCUCCGGCAGCGCCCCUGACCAGAUGACCAACAGCACCUCCUCCGUCUCAGUGUCGUCCAUACUCAAUGAGGCUGUAGCCAAGUCGACGGCGGGGACAAUCUGCAUCAACACUCCGGGGAUGGGGGCCCGGCCCAUCAUCUCCAUACAGAACAAAAACAUAUCCCUGGUGCUCUCUAAGACGACGAUGGCCCAGCAGAAGCCCAAGAUGAUCACCACCACCGUCAGCAGCUCCGCGCUGCAGAUGCACCACGCCCUCAACCAGGACCCGUAUUCGGCAAAACAAUCCCCCUCGUCGUCAUCAUCGACAUCACCGUCGGCAUCAGUAGUUUCAGUGUCAGUGUCCACGCCAGCUCCAAUGCAGCUAAAGCUCACGUCGGUUCCCUCUGUGGUAGGAUUGGGACUGGGCGUGGUCACCACACCAGCCACCACGCCAACCAAAUUGGGUGUAAGCCUAGCGGCGGCAGAGGCACUGCCCUUCUCGAUUAUAGUCCCAAAGCUAGAUGAGUUGUGCAACGAACCCAAGACCAAUCUGCUGGCCAAGCAGAAGGCAAUAGUCAAGGAUGCCCCCGUCGCUCCGCCUACGGCUCCGCUGGCUGAACAGGCCGGCGAAGUCCUAGUCGCGCCGGAGAAGCGUCUGAAUGCCACAACCACCCUGACAGCCAACACAGCCGCAGCUUCAGCUCCCGACCCACCUACAACCACGCAAACGGUGACGAGCGCAACCAUACCUACGCCUACACCCACAGCCACACCCACAAACGCAGGCACUGAAGCAAGCGGCGGUGCAUCUGCGGCAGCUACAGGUAACAGUAGCCAGCGUCUCAACUCUGAUGACUCGAACAACGCACUGCUGAAGCAGCUGCUUCAGAACAGCAGCAGCAGCCACAGCCACAAUCUCAAUCAAAUCAGCAUCAACUCCGCCCACGUCGCCGCCAGCACAGCGCCACUGUCUGCCCGCAAGGUGAUCAACGUGCGGGCCCCGAGCAUGGGCCUAGUCAGCUCCCUGGAGGCGCAGUUGGCCCGUCCCGUCAUUCCGCCGGUGCCAGCGGCGGUAAGCAGUAGUGGCGGAUCCGUGGCCACGCCCACAACCACCACCACAGUGGCAAACGGGAAUGGGAACUUCAGCCAGCAGUCGACUGCUGCCGGACCAUCUGCUCCGCCUGUCGCUCCAUCUGUUGCCGCUUCUGCCAGCGCCCCAAAUUCUGCGACUACUGAAGCUCCCGUUCCUCCAAUGAAUGCCGUUGCGGAGCUAGAGCAGCAGAUUUCGGUGGUGCAGCAAUCCUCGAUGGCCCAGCAGGCACUAGCACAACCACAACCAACACCCCCGCCACCAGCAGCCCAGCAACAGAUACAGCAUCAACCCCAACACCAAGUGAAGCAAACCGUUCAGAUUGUGUCCAAGGAGACUUCGUUCAUAUCCACACCUCCGACACAGCACGCAGCUCUAUCAAUAGGAGAUAGGAAGCUGACGGAGUCUUCGGGAUGCACAUCGUCAAGCAAGCCGGCAGAGUUCUUGCCACCGCCGCCGUAUGAGCUGGCCACCGCUCCAGUUUCCAAUGUGACAAUCUCUAUAUCCACCAAGCCCUCGAAGGAUUUGAAUCUACAUAUAAAGCACAAGUCCGCUUCCGCGUCCAUGUCCAUGCCAAUGGCAAUGGAGCAAGAGUCCCUGGGUGUACCCUUAUCAGAGCAGGCUGAGCAGCCGCCAACCACCUCGGACAACUUAAAGACAGCAGCAACAUCAGCAGCAGUACACGCUACAGCAUUAGCCGGAGCAGGAGCGGGUGCGGCAUCAAUAACAAACAGCUGGAGCAGACAGAUCCAGAACAACAACAGCAACAUUCACAUUGAGGCGGGAAUAGGACAAAUCCUGGCCCCCCAUAAAAUAACCUUUAAGUCGGGUGAGGCGCAGAAGAGGAAACUGCCCAUGCAGUCGCAUCCCCUGCUUGGGGAGAAGGACCAGCUACAGCACAUCCACCCUGAUGCCUCGCACAGCAAUGAUAUGAUGCAUAUGCAAAUGCAACUGCCUGGGGCGGUAGGUAUGAAGCCGCUGCCACCCGGUACCAAUUCCGCCGUACCCCCAGGAUCGGAGUCAAACAAGUUGCAGCUUAUUUCAGCUAUAACCAGCUACGUGAAGAAAACUGGGCAGCCAGGAGAGGCGCCCCACCAGGCACAGAUGCAGUCUCAUAUCCAGGGCCAGAUGCACGUACACCAGCAGCAGCAACAUCAGCAGCAAGUGCAGCUGCAGGUUUCUCAUUCCCAUGCUCAGGCGCAUCCCCAAUCCCAUCCGCAGCCCAAUCCUCAGAGCGGGCCAAUGGUUAUGGAACCCAAGGCAGGGGACCAGCGCAAGCGACGGAAACGCGACGUGCAGAAACCACGGAGGGGCAAUCACAGCGCUGGGCAGUCGGCCAACAGUCCCAAGGAUCUGUCCGGGACGCUGCCAGCAGGUGCGAUGGUGCAGCUGGCCCGCAUGCCCCCAGGAACCCAGUACAUACAGGGAUCACCCGGCACCGGACAUGUCGCCUCGGGAGUCGUCGGAGUUGGUUGCGGAAGCGGAGGAGGAAGCAGUGCCGCCGCCUCACACAUGUUGAAGAAGAGAGUGCGAAAGUUCUCCAAAGUUGAGGAGGACCACGAUGCAUUUACCGAGAAGCUAUUGACGCACAUCCGCCAGAUGCAACCGCUUCAGGUACUCGAGCCUCACCUCAACCGCAACUUUCACUUCCUUGUUGGGAACAGCGAGAUGGCGGGCGCAGGAACAGGCUCAGGAUCGGGAAGAUGCAACUCUGGCAACGGCAAGCUAAAGUCAAUCGGAUCCCAACCCAGGGGUUGGCCGCUGGAGGAGUGUGACGGAGCGCAGCUGGGGCACUUCGGUCGGGUGCGGCAUCCCAGUAUUCCCUCGCUGUAUGACAGCGAACGCUUCGGCGGAAGCGGUGGCCCUGCAGGAGGAUCUGCAUCCCCAUCGGGGACUCUGGGGGGAGUAGAGGGAAAGUCGCAGCCCAUGUCCAACAUCCAAAACGACUUCUACGACCAGGAGUUCUCCACCCACAUCGAUCGGAAUCCCAGCGAGCGGCUGCUUCGGCACAUCGGUGCCGUGAAGGACUCCAAUCUGGAGACCAUUGAGCUGGUGGAGGGCGAAUCAGUGACCGCUUGGACGGCCCUUCCUCGACUCACCCGCUUUCCGGGCCUAAUUCUGCUGAACAACAACAGUCGUUGCCACGGCCGGAUGUCACCAGUGGCUCUGGCCGAGGAUCCCCUUUCCAUGCGGAUGCCCACUUCUCCCCUGCUUCGAAACUGCGCCGAGGAAUUGCGAAAGGGCCAGCAAAUGGAAAUGGGAUUGGGAGGCGGAUACACCCACAGUCAAGGCAGCCUCAACAGCAACAGCAAUAGCAAUAGCAACAACAACAACAACAACUAUCAGCAGAAAAACCAAAAUGUGAUACUCUCGCUGCACUCAUCGACGACGGACAACAUAGCCGGCGUGCUACGGGAUCUGGCCAAUCUGCUACAUCUGACGCCCGCUCUCACAUGCAAGCUCAUCGAGGAGAAGGCGGACCCAAAGACUGGCGCCGAGCCUAGCCUCGAGCAGUCAAAGGGCAAGGGAGCCAGCGACGAGGAUGAGGAGCAGGCGGAAAAGGAGCCAUUCAAGCGGCCGCACUCCGUGAGCAACGGCCACCUGAGAAAGAUACUCAAUGGGCGGCGAAAGUUGUGUCGGAGCUGUGCCAACGUCGUCCCAUCGAGCGGGCUGCAAGUGCCCAACCAGAGCAUGCCUCCGCUGGAGGAACAGCUGCCCCGGCUGGCCCAACUAAUGGCGCUACUGCCCCGGAAGACGCCACCUCCUCCGUUCUUUUACUUCUGCAAUCGCGCCUGCCUGACUAUGUUUAAGUGGAGCGAGAAGGAGACUCAGGCGAAAGCCGAGGCGGCCAGCAUCUCUCUGCUCACGGCCAGCGGGUCCUCGAAAAGCAUCUUUGCAUCAGGCUCGAGUCCGCCCGUUCCCCAAGAUAAUGUGGUGAAGACGGAGCCGCCGGAGGAGGAGAUGGAUGCGAAGCAGAACCAGCAUACCAGCGACACCCCUGCGACCCCACUACAGCGUAAAUGUAUCGUAAAAUGUUUUAGCAGCGACUGUUUCGCCACGGAAUCUUCCACGGGCGCGAACAUCAAUCAGGAGUGGAACGAGGCGGUGACUUCAUUCGCCGCUCCGAGCUACACAGUGUGGGAAACGGAUGUGGUCAGCCACUUGGAGGACACGCGCCAGUGCGUCUUCUGCAAUCAACGCGGCGAUGGCCAGGCUGACGGACCCUCACGUCUGCUUAACUUCGAUGUGGACAAAUGGGUGCAUCUCAACUGUGCCCUGUGGUCGAACGGUGUGUACGAAACGGUGUCCGGGGCCCUGAUGAACUUCCAGACUGCGCUGCAGGCAGGGCUAAAUCAGGUGUGCAGCGCCUGCCACCAGCUGGGAGCGACAAUUAAAUGCUUCAAGUCGCGCUGCAACAACCUCUACCACCUGCCCUGCGCCAUCCGGGAGGAGUGCGUCUUCUAUAAGAACAAGUCCGUUCACUGCAGUGCCCAUGGCCAUUGCCACACCCAAAACCAUGCAAGCAGUGGAAGCGCCAAUGCCAGUAUCGCGGCUGGGUCUGGCUCUGGCUCUGGAGCCGCUAUCGGGACAAUAGAGAACGAGCUAAGCUCUUUCAUUGUGCACCGUCGGGUGUUCGUGGACCGCGACGAAAAUCGUCAGGUUGCCACCGUCAUGCACUACACGGAGCUGAGCAACCUGCUCCGGGUGGGCAACAUGACGUUUCUCAACGUGGGCCAACUGCUGCCCCACCAACUGGAGGCCUUCCACACGCCCCAUUUUAUAUAUCCAAUUGGCUAUAAGGUGAGUCGCUACUAUUGGUGCGUGCGGCGUCCGAAUCGACGUUGCCGGUACAUCUGCUCCAUAGCUGAGGCCGGCUGCAAGCCUGAAUUCCGGAUCGUGAUUCAGGACGGCAGCGACAAGGAGCCGGAGCGCGAGUUCCAGGCCAGCACGCCAUCGGGGGUGUGGCAACAGAUCCUGCAACCCAUCACCCGCCUGCGGAAGAUGCACAAGUGGUUGCAGCUCUUCCCGCAACAUAUCAGCGGCGAGGACCUGUUCGGGCUAACGGAGCCAGCCAUUGUGCGCAUACUGGAGAGUCUGCCCGGGAUCGAGACGCUCACUGACUACCGAUUCAAGUACGGUCGUAAUCCGCUGCUGGAGUUCCCGCUGGCCAUCAAUCCGUCCGGUGCCGCCCGAACUGAGCCCAAGCAACGUCAGCUGCUCGUCUGGCGCAAACCGCACACGCAGCGGACUGCAGGCAGCUGCAGCACCCAGCGCAUGGCCAACUCGGCGUCGAUUGCCGGGGAGGUUGCCUGCCCUUACAGCAAGCAAUUCGUCCACUCCAAGAGCUCCCAGUACAAAAAGAUGAAGCAGGAAUGGCGCAACAAUGUAUACUUGGCCAGGUCAAAGAUUCAGGGCCUGGGGUUGUAUGCGGCCCGGGAUAUCGAGAAGCACACCAUGAUCAUCGAGUAUAUUGGGGAGGUCAUUCGCACCGAGGUCUCCGAGAUACGAGAGAAGCAGUACGAAUCUAAGAAUAGGGGCAUUUACAUGUUCCGUCUUGACGAGGAUCGCGUCGUAGACGCCACUCUGAGCGGCGGCCUGGCUCGCUACAUUAACCACUCGUGCAAUCCCAACUGUGUGACGGAAAUUGUUGAGGUCGAUCGCGAUGUGCGAAUUAUAAUAUUCGCCAAGCGUAAAAUAUAUCGGGGCGAGGAGCUCUCUUAUGACUACAAGUUUGACAUUGAGGACGAUGCACACAAGAUACCGUGCGCCUGUGGCGCUCCCAACUGUCGCAAGUGGAUGAACUAAUCACAGAAGAAACUGCAACAGCGAGCACCAGCACAAACCAACCCACAUGGGAGUUCCCCCCGUGAACCGGAACUUCUCAGCAAAUAUAAAUUCAUUCUCUGAACAUUUUAGAUCAUGUAAAUAUAUAUAUUUAUAUAUAGUUAUAUGUAUGAAUACGUGCUUUUGUAGAUCAUUGGACCCUGUAAGCUAUGUAUUUUACAUGUGCCUCCGCCCACUGUAGCUAAUUUGUAAUCCUUAAUCAUUUAUCACCCAUAAGCAAUGAGACAGGGCACAAGAAAGUGAAAGAAGGGGAAAAUGGACAGCGUUGUCAUAGUUUGAAGUGCUCAACUGUAAACAUUAUUGCACCACAUCCCACCCCCAGCACCACGACCACAAAGAGCACAGAGAGAUAGGCCCUAGCCCUGGCUAGUGCCCCCACUUGACGUUAUGCGUGGUGUGCCUUCCUUUUUGUUUACCAUUAUUAUAUUAUCAUAACAAUUAUUACUUUUCGCAAUCUUAAAAUGGCCAUUAGAAGGUGGACACAUAAAAGCGGGACAUGUUUCUUAACAGGUGUAGUAGUAAAUGUAAUGUUCACAACCUUCAUUGAAUACGUAGAAACACGAAUAUAUAUAUUGUAUUUUAUUUCAUUUAACUAUUUCGCCUUUACAUUAAGCUUAUUAAGAAAGCGUUUUUUUCAUCUCCAUAAGUGUUAAGUAAAUUUUAUGCAACAAUUAUAAAAUCA